This is a messenger RNA of Hemicordylus capensis (graceful crag lizard), 6992 nucleotides long. RefSeq names its product TAL bHLH transcription factor 2 (gene TAL2). Lineage: Eukaryota; Metazoa; Chordata; Lepidosauria; Squamata; Cordylidae. Gene Ontology annotation, biological process: regulation of transcription by RNA polymerase II. Gene Ontology annotation, molecular function: protein dimerization activity; RNA polymerase II cis-regulatory region sequence-specific DNA binding; DNA-binding transcription factor activity, RNA polymerase II-specific. The record is from RefSeq and is a predicted model, not a curated record. The transcript is spliced from 8 exons. Bases 1126 to 1479 code for a protein of 117 amino acids.
CAAUUGUAGAUGUGCCUUUGGCACAAUUGGUAUCUGGAGCCUUGGUGAACAGAGAAGGAGAAGAAUUUCUAAAAUCUCCAGAGGAGAAGAAAACAGACAAUCUGCUGUGAAAGGCUCACGAGGCGUCUUCAACGGUGAUAAGAGCGGCUUCCACAAACUCCAUCUUUGCCAGAGCAACGAUCCUGUGGACUAAGGAAUUGGUCACAAAAUUGAUGGUGGCAGUCAUUGCACGUAUCAGGCAAAGAAGGACAUGGAACGCACUGUCCAGAUCAUGGAGGAGCACGGCUUCAUCAUAAACAAGAUCAAAAGCCACCUUGUUCCAUCUCAAAUUCUAGUUCAUCUAGGGGUGCUCUUCAAUACGGAGGCAGCAACGUUACUUUGACCAGAUGGGUAUCAGAGCUGGCAGCCCUUUCAGUUCGAGAUGAAGUUUGUAUUUUCCAAAAGGACUCAGUGGUUGUGAAGCUAGAUCCCACCUUCUUGCCAAAAGGUUCCAACAAGAGGUCUGUGUGCUGUACAUAAUGAAUUGUUCUUAGAAAGCUUUGUCAGUCCAGGCCUCUCGCUGAGGACCUGGGGAAGAGAGUGUGACCCCAACCUUUUCUGGCUGCUAUCUCUUCAGCUUCCACCAACCUCCUGAACCACCAAAACAGAAAGUAGCUCCAGACCCCCUGCAGAGUCAGUGCAAAGUCAGUAAUUUAGAAUUGGGAAAGCAGGUGAAGCUUUUCCUACCAUGAAGAUAAGUGAGAUCAGGCUGGUUCUACAGUGAAACCCAGAUACAUGAGGAUGGGAUGGGCUCAUAACACUGCACAUGCUCCGAACUGGAUGGGAUAGAAUUCUAGGAGGGAAGAAGAUGCAGAGUGAAUAGAAUCUCCCAGGAGAUGCAGCAUAAGCUCCCCGGAUCGCUAGCACUAGUGGUGACACGCGCCAGACAAAGGAGCUGGCAUUCUAUAAAAGAGGCAGCAGGCAGGGAUCGGCAAUUGGCUGGAUUGUAAGGAGGGGAACCUCUUGCGUUUUGGAGCUGCGAGAGCAAAGUACUAGGAGCAGAGUAGUCUCCUACUUCGCUGCAUGUGAAUACUUCGGUUAAGAUCAGCUAGCAGCAUCCUUGGGAAAGCUCUGCCAGUCUUGAGAAUGACCAGAAAGAUCUUCACCAACAGCAGGGAGAGGUGGAGACAACAGAACGUCAACAGUGCAUUUGCCAAGCUGCGAAAGCUUAUUCCCACCCACCCUCCGGACAAAAAACUCAGCAAGAAUGAGACUCUUCGCUUAGCCAUGAGGUACAUCAACUUCCUUGUCAAGGUGCUCGGGGAGCAAGGCCUGCCACAGACAGGGAUGACUCCUCGGGGAAGGAUACUAGGGCUCUUCCAGCAGAGUCCAAGUUUGGAGAGCAUGGAAGAACUGACUCUCAUUGAAGACUCUGAGGUCCCUUCUCCCAACACAAGCAGCAAUGUUCCAGAGUGCUGGUCAGAGACAUCCUCUCCAUGACGAACCACCAGUCAGGGGUGCCAUCCUGGUAGUAAUCUGCUAGUUUCCCUUGACUUAAUUGUGGGUCGUUUGCUUCUUUCCAAUUAUUUAUAUUUAUUUUGUUUUUUUAUCCAGUGUAUUUUGUGCAAGGGUUUCUUGGGAAGACUGUUGUUUUCAAAAAUUAAAACAGGAACACUCAUUCUCUAAAAAUGAAUUGGAUUGGGAUUCCAGCUGCUUAACUUGCCGCAAAGUGCUUUGAUUUCCAGGUUUAGCAUCUUCUCACAACCCCCAUAGAAGGGCACCAAUCGAUUGCCUUUACCAUGACACACUGAUGAAAGCUAUUGGGACCAAUAGCUUGUGGCUGAGGAGGAGUAUAACUAGAUCCACCUCAUACAUUUAUUAAGCUGCUUGAGCCCCUUCCUGUGGUGGAACGGGUGCAUGCCCUUGCACCCAUGCACCCCCUGUGAUGUAUGCUCUGAGGAAUUUAUAUGAUCCUACCCCUACCCCGCACUUGUUAGAGGGAACAAUAAGAAACCUGACCACAGUAUGUACAGCUUUCUACAAAUGUAGCACAGUCCAGAUGCUUCAUUUCACAUAUCACACAUUCCAGAAGAUGUGCAGAAUGGUAAGAGUAUGCUCCCAUUCCCUCCACCAUUCAAUAACUUCUAAACUGGGUCUUAGAGGGGAACCUCUCCAACUCAUCUUCAAUUUAAAUUAAUUUCAAAACAGCCAAAAUUACAAGUAAUUGCUUCAGGCAGCAGAUUCCAGAGAGAGCCCCACUUUCCUGCCUUCAGUCUUGGUCUGUGUGUGCCAUCUGAAAAACAAGUUACCCUUGUGAGUAGAGGUCUCUGUGUUUUAUUUUUUGUGUCAAGUGUAAAAAUACUUUAGGUUGACAGUGCUGAUUAUCUAGCCUAUUCCAGAUAAUAUAUCCAACCAAAAAAAAAUUGAAGAAUCUGCAUAGUGAAAUGCAUUGUGAAUCUGCAUAGUGUAGAAACUACGUAGUUCAGAAGAAAAUGUAUAAUACCUAGCAUGAUUGCCUCGGAUUUUAUUGAAAUUGCCAAAAGGACUAGAGUGAACUGCAAUUGUUUACGUGAAUUUUUCAAAGAGGGGUAUUUUAGAAGGUGUAUUCAGAUUUGAUUAUUUGUGAGACAGAACAAAUAUUAAAAUUCUUUUUUAAAAUUCCUAAUUGUGACUUUAGUCAGAAUGGUGGCUGACAAUCUGCCUAGACCUGCAUACAUGCAACCAAAAAAGGCAUGCACAGAGCAAUAGCAUCCCCACUUCUGAAGCAUGGAGAAACGUGAUGAUUUUUGUCAAUCUCCCCUUCCUCUGGAAUUGCUCUGUGUAGUACAAAAUUAUGUCCCUGAGGGCUGGUCAACCUUCAGGGACACAAUUUUAUGAUGCCACACAGCACUUCCAGGAGAUAGAAAAUUUGAUGAGGAUCAGCCUGCCCUGAAUGUGCAAGCCCUUGUGCUUCAAAAGUGGGGAUGCUAUUGCUGUACACAGGCCAUUUUUGGUUGUACAGAGGUUUAGUCAGGAUGUCACCCAGUAAAAGCACCAUUUUAUUUAACUUUGUAAAAAAUCUCAAUUUCAAAUAUAACAAGUAGAACUAAUUUGGUUUCCAACAGCGUUUUCUAAUGAAAAGCACAGUUUAAUAGAAAGCCAACUGUUUCAUUGCCUUUGACAUUCAUAAAUCAGCAAAAUGCUAUUUGGAUGCAUUACAAUGAAAUGAAAAUAAGAUCCACAAUUUGAGUUAUAUGUAAUCCUACUUCUCAGUAUGGAUGUUUAUCUGAGGCACUAUUUCCAAAGUUACUGAUAGCUGAAGCACACGUUUUGCUGAAUUAAAAUUGGAGGCACACGUCACCCAUACACCCCCAAAAGUUUACCUUUUAGAGUAAGAAUGACUCCUCUUCUGGGGAGCCCACCCCCUGCACUUUUCUGUGAAUAACAGGUCUAGAAUGGCCUGCUGAUUGGCUUUCAGAGAAAUUGCUCACACAGAGAUGCAGUGGGCAGUUGCAAUGAUCAUUCUCCUAUUUGGCCCAGUUGAGAGACUGAAUGUUUAAAUCGUGCCAAUGCAGGGAUAAGACAAGAUUAUUCAACCCUAGUGGAGGCCAAUUGGGAAGGGGCGAGGCUAGAGCAGGGAAUCAUGGAGACAUGGCAAGCAGCCUCCUUGUGGGUGGGUACUUUGGGCUCUAGGAGUCUUUAAUAAUUUUAUGUAUUUAUUUCCCCCAGCACAGGAGUGUGCCCCAGUGCACAGUUGGGAAAUUACUGAUACAAGGUGUAAACUCCCCCAUUGAAGGAAAUGAGAUAUCAAAGCGCUUAACUUUGAUUAGAUAGUAUCCCUCAUCUUUAAGGUGCGAAGCAAGGGGGGGGGAGGGAGAGAAAAAUGACACAGUACCAACAAUUCGAAGGCAAAGCAUUGGAGGGGAGACUCCCAGGGUGGUGAUAGGCUUGCUCAAUGUGUUUUUGUUAUUGCUCAAUGUGUUUUAUAAAAUCAUUCACAAUGUUGAAUAAUGAAACAAUUGUGAAUCAUUGUAUCUACCCAAGAAUUGCCUCUGAAGAAGAGCACUGACUCGAAACACGCAAGGCAACACUCAGGGCUGUCCCUAGUGGGAUGUGGGGCUGGGGGCGAAUCAGCAUGUGUGGAGCCUUCUUCACAUUUCAUAUCAUUACAGAAUCAUACGGAUUGAUGACAUACAGUGUAAAUAGUGUGAGUGAGGUUUAUGGACAUGUCCAACCAGCUUGGACAUAUAAUGCAUUUCUAAAGAAAUAAAAACAAAAAGCACAACACAUGCUUCACAGUUCUAAGACCUUCUGGGUUGCAAAUCAACUUGAGCAUAGUGCAUUAAUUAAUAAACAAACAAACAAAUAAAUAUUAUAUAUUGUUUGUUCCAGAAGUUUUUGUAAUUUUCUGCCACGAAGCAAGCCACUUAUAGGACUUUUUGGGAGGGGUUUUUAAAAUUAAAGGAAAAAAAAUAAAAAUCCAACGAUUUGUCCAAUCCACUUCAAUUCAAAUAUACAUAUUCCUCCCACCCUACCCUACAUCUCUGCUCAAUACCAAAGCCCUAUGGCAAGCCAGUCCUUAAAUAUUCAAAGGAGGGGAGGGAAUAAUCACAAAAAGGAAAUCACAUCAUACCUCCAUUGCUGGGCUGGGCAGGGCAGAGGGUCUGCAGAGAGCUCUGGUGCAGGACAAUCUCUGCCUGCCUGCCCCCCUGCUUCUUUCCCAAGCUUCAGGGAGGCCUGCAUGGAGGCCUCUCUGGAAGCCCCGCCCACCUGCCGAACAGCCGAGAGACGGAGCUCUAGCAGUUUGCCUGAGAGCCUUUCAAGUUGCACACAGACACAAAAUAUUACCUCCGGCUGGGCUGUGGGGAAAGAUAAGUGGCUGGGACUGGGGGAGAGAGGAGGGCAGGCUGCACUGCAGUGUGCCCAGAGCGGGGCCCGUGCCAGCGCGGGGCUCAGAGCAGUUGCCCAAAGGACGGUUCUGGCAACACUGAACCAAUUUUAUAAAAGUGUACUAAUAAAAACCCACUGAGCAAACCAAUCAGCACCUUGGGGAUUUGUCCCCCCAUACCCUUUUUGCCAUCUUUAAGGUGCCCCAGAACAUUUACUAAAAUUAUCUUCAAACAGGAAUUGCUACUUGAAAUUUUCAAACAGGAGCUGCCCACUUGAAAUCAAAUGCAGCCCAUAUUGUAUCCCGCCCCCUCAAAGUUAUUUUGACAUAGACCACCACCACUUGCACUGCCUCCUGCAACGGCUAGGUUACUGGCUGUGCUGAGCUGUGGUUUGCUUAUACCUCGUGAAAAACAACUGGAAAUAGAUAGGAGGAUAUAAUCUGUAAAGCAUUUUGCAUGUUGCAAAGCUUUAUAGAAACUAUUCAUGAUGAAGCAGCCAUAGUCAGGCAGUUUUAUUUAUUUAGGUUUAUUUAUUUGCUUGCUUGUUUAUUUGAUUAAUAUUUGUAAAGAUUAAAUGCUUAUUGAGGGGAAACCAGUAAAAGAUAAUGCAACAAAUUAUAAACCAAUCAGAUAUUAAAAAACAAUAACAAAGCCCCAAUUUAUUAUAAUUAAAAUAUGAAAAGUAUGUUUAACCUUACCCUGCUUAGAAUUUUUUCAUUGAUUUUGGAGGACAAAUGAAAUUAAAGACUAUACGACAUAGAGAUGAAAAUAUGAGAAGUAGGGCUGGAACUCAACCUAGAACCUGUGAAUUUAGUUCUGAAAGGGCACUAUGGAGCAAACACUAUUGUGUAGUGGCAGAGAGACUGGGAUGAGCAUUCCCUGGUUCAAAUUUCACCUCUGCUAUGAAUUCAGGACCAAACUACAUGUGUACUGCAAUGGUGUGUGAUGUUAAUGUGUGUGUGUCCGCAUGCGUGCUUUGUAGCAGAAAUAAGGUGAAGGGAAACGUUUCUUUACCUCUUCUUUAACAUUUUGCCCUGCUGCUUUUACUUGCAGAUAUUGGUUUGGAAUUCCACAAGGGGUGAAACAGCUGGCAGGGAAAGAGUUAAGCCCUCAGUGACAUGUUUCUACUGUGACAGAAGGCUUUGUGGGUACAGGAGAGCAUUUUGGGAGAAGGGCCCACUUACGUUGUUGUGCGAAAAUAUGUGCAUAAGUGAACAAAUAUUGCUGAGGGUGGCGGACCUUUGGCCUGCCCGAAGCUGCUGUUUAUGUGCACACUUCAUUAGUCAAGAUGUUACCCACUGCCUUGUGAGGGAGCGGAGAACAGGUGUCUGAAUCUCUGUUUAUUGUGUAACUUAUUUUGAAGUGUUUGAGAAUCACUAGCAAUGUUCUGCAUUUCUACAUACAAUAAAUGGAUGUGAGGGCGAUCUGGCUGCGACAUUUUGAUUGAUCAUACAAUAAAUAUGUGAGAUUUUCAUAUUUUCAAGUAAAAACCCACUUAAAAUGGGGAGAACUGAUGAAGGGGUUCUGAGUCCUGAUUCUACCUCUUGAUAGAUGGAUCCUUGGUGCAACUCCACUGCAACAAAAUAAUAAUAAUAAAAUAAUAAUAAUAAUAAUAAUAAUAAUAAUUAUUAUUAUUAUUAUUAUUAUUAUUAUUAUUAUUAUUAUUAUUAUUUGAUUUGACCAGGCUUGUGUGUUGUGGGGCUGUUCCUUCCAUAAUUUAUUCUUAUUGUGAAGAAGCUAUUCCAAAUACACAAAACAAAUGAAGAUGUAUUAAUUCCUUGAGUAGAACACUGUUCUGAUGCAAAGGGAAAAGGCAGAUAUUUAAUAUCAGGGUGGUAAAAAAUGUUCUUCAUGUUGUCUGAAUUGUCCUGCCUAAUUUUAUAGUAAAGAUUUGGUUCUGUUUUUUUAAAAUAUAAUAUGUGUUGAUGUACAACUUGCAUUUUUAACUAGAUUUAUCUACCAAAGAUUUAUUUUGUCAGCACUUUUUAUGUUUUGUGAUUCCCCUCUGUAUAGCUAUGAACAAAUAUGGUGUUCAUUCAAUAUACCUUAUCCUGUAUAGUAUGUUAUUUAAUGGCUAAUAUAUUAAGAAAUAAAUUAUUUACAAAAGCAGACACUUCUUUUAUUUGAUUAAAAAUGAAAAUUCAA